CACCCCCCUCCUCCCCCCACGGCAACUAUGAAAUAAUAAUCGUAGUAUUAAAGGCAGAGAUCGGGGCGAGACAAUGGGGAUGUUGGCGAGGGAGCCCCGAUCCGGAUUAGAAACACCUCCCAGCCCCGCAGAAUAAUACUGAUCGCGCCCCCUCCGCGCGCUCCCUCCCCCGAGUGCGGAGCGGGAGGAGGCGGCGGCGGCCGAGGAGGAGGAGGAGGCCCAGGAGGAGGAGGCGUUGGAGGCCGAGGAGGAGGAGGAGGAGGAGGCCGCGGAGGAGGAGGCCGAGGCGGAGGAGGAGGAGGAGGCCGGGCUCGGGAGGCAGCAUGAGCCGAGCGCGGCGGCCGCGGCUCCUCUCGGCUGCGCUCGUUGCCCAUUGACAGCAGCGUCUGCAGCUCGCUUCAAGAUGGCCGCUUGGCUCACAUUCAUUUUCUGCUGAACGACUUUUAACUUUCAUUGUCUUUUCCGCCCGCUGCGAUCGCUUCUCGCCGGCUGCUUUUUCCGGGAUCUUUUAUCAAAAGCAGAAAUGCAUCGAACAACCAGAAUCAAGAUCACUGAGCUAAAUCCCCACCUAAUGUGUGUGCUUUGUGGAGGGUACUUCAUUGAUGCCACAACCAUAAUAGAAUGUCUACAUUCCUUCUGUAAAACGUGUAUUGUGCGUUACCUGGAGACCAGCAAGUAUUGUCCUAUCUGUGAUGUCCAAGUUCACAAGACCAGACCACUACUGAAUAUAAGGUCAGAUAAAACUCUUCAAGAUAUUGUAUACAAAUUAGUUCCAGGGCUUUUCAAAAAUGAAAUGAAGAGAAGAAGGGAUUUUUAUGCAGCUCAUCCUUCAGCUGAUGCUGCCAAUGGCUCUAAUGAAGAUAGAGGAGAAGUUGCAGAUGAAGAUAAGAGAAUUAUAACUGAUGAUGAAAUAAUAAGUUUAUCCAUUGAAUUCUUUGACCAGAACAGAUUGGAUCGGAAAGUAAAUAAAGACAAGGAGAAAUCUAAGGAGGAGGUGAAUGAUAAAAGGUAUUUACGAUGCCCAGCAGCAAUGACUGUGAUGCACCUAAGAAAGUUUCUCAGAAGUAAAAUGGACAUACCUAAUACUUUCCAGAUUGAUGUCAUGUAUGAAGAGGAACCUUUAAAGGAUUACUAUACACUAAUGGACAUUGCCUACAUUUAUACCUGGAGAAGGAAUGGUCCGCUUCCUUUGAAAUACAGAGUUCGACCUACUUGUAAAAGAAUGAAGAUCAGUCAUCAGAGAGAUGGACUGACAAACGCUGGAGAACUGGAAAGUGACUCUGGGAGUGACAAGGCCAACAGCCCAGCAGGAGGUAUUCCCUCCACCUCUUCUUGUUUGCCCAGCCCCGGCACUCCAGUCCAGUCUCCUCAUCCUCAGUUUCCUCACAUUUCCAGCACUAUGAAUGGAACCAGCAGCAGCCCCAGCGGUAACCACCAAUCUUCUUUUGCCAAUAGACCUCGAAAAUCGUCAGUAAAUGGGUCGUCAGCAACUUCAUCUGGUUGAUACCUGAGACUGUUGAGGAAAAAAAUUUUAAACCCCUGAUUUAUAUAGAUAUCUUCAUGCCAUUACAGCUUUAUAGAUGCUAAUACAUGUGACUAUCGUCCAAUUUGCUUUCUUUUGUAGUGACGUUAAAUUUGGCUAUAAAAGAUGGACUAGAUGUGAUAUUCAUAUGGACGUUAAUUGAAAAGAAAGAUUAUUUCUCGAAAGAAUUGAUUUCUGAGAAAGCAGGCAAGAUGUUUUUCUGUGUGUUAGGACAGAUGUGAAAUGGUUUCUGUAACCAUUGUUUGGAUUUGAAAAUCUUCUGCAGUGGCUAUAAACAUUGGGCCAUAGUUUGUUAAUCUCAACUAACGCCUACAUUACAUCCUCCCUGAUUGUUCUUGUUAUUAUGCUGUUUUGUGAACCUGUAGAAAACAAGUGCUUUUUAUCUUGAAAUUCAACAAAUGGAAAGAAUAUGCAUAGAAUAAUGCAUUCUAUGUAGCCAUGUCACUGUGAAUAACAAUUUCUUGCAUAUUUAGCCAUUUUGAUUCCUGUUUGAUUUUUACUUCUCUGUUGCUGUGCGAAACCGAUCAAAGGAAAGUAAACUUCAGUUUUACAAUCUGUAAGCCUAAAAGCGGGUACUACCGUUUAUUUUACUGACUUGUUUAAAUGAUUCGCUUUUGUAUGAAUCAGAUGGCAUUAUGCUUAUUGUACAAUGCCAUAUUGGUAUACGACAUAACAGGAAACAGUAUUGUAUGAUAUAUUUAUAAAUACUAUAAAGAAAAUAUUGUGUUUCAUGCAUUCAGAGAUGGUUGUUAAAAUUCUCCCAACUGGUUCGACCUUUGCAGAUACCUAUGUUUGAGCCUUAUCACCAUAGGAUAUUUUUAAUGUGGAUAUUUAAUUCUAAAUUUUGUUCCAUUGGAAGCGAUUGGCAUAUCGUAAUACUGAUUUUUCUCUAGUAAUACCUGUUUACUUUUAAAAUUAAUAGUUGCAUUAAAGAAAAACUUUUCACUAAGGAAAUUGGAAAUGCUUUCUUCAUUUCCCAUUGCUUAUGAUGGAAUUAAUGUGUUUUUAAAAUGCAUAUUGAUCGCUGUAAUUCUAAAACAAAUAUUUUAAAUAAACCAGCAAAUUGCUGGAAGAAGGCAUUUUAUCUAAAAUUAUUUUAAUAUGUGGCAUAGUGGAAAUUUCAAACUUAAGAAUUGCUGUUACAGUUAUAAACAGUGGAAUAUGCCCUCUCUGUAACGUCUGGAAAUAGAAGCAAUUUAUUGUGAGCUUCUACAGGUAUUAGUUUUUAAAUACAGUGAGCGUGUUGAAUUUAAAGUAUGAAUAUCCCCAACAAUUUUCAGUUUGUGUUUUGCUUUGGUCGAACUUGUUCAUCACCCAUCAGUUAUUUGUGAGGGUGUUUAUUCUCUAUGAAUAUUGUUUCAUGUUUGUAUGGGGAAAUUGUAGUUAAACAUUUCAUUGUCCCCCGUCUGCAAAAGAAGCACAAUUCUAUUGCUCUGUCUUGCUUAUAGUCAUUAAAUCAUUACUUUUACAUAUAUUGCUGUUACUUCUGCUUUCUUUAAAGAUACAGUAAAUGAAGUUUUAUGAAACCACAAAAUACAUAUAUUUUUAUUUUGACCUAAAUUUGUACAGUCCCAUUGUAAGUGUUGUUUCUAAUGAUAGAUGUAAAAUUAAAUUUCAUUUGUAAUUGGAAAAAUCCAAUAAAAAGGAUAUUCAUUUAGAAAAUAGCUAAGACUUUAAUAAAAAUUUGAUAUGAAAAGCACAA
Globicephala melas (long-finned pilot whale) is the source of this 3245-nucleotide messenger RNA. RefSeq names its product BMI1 proto-oncogene, polycomb ring finger (gene BMI1). The record is from RefSeq and is a predicted model, not a curated record. Gene Ontology annotation, cellular component: PRC1 complex. NCBI's taxonomy places the organism in Eukaryota, Metazoa, Chordata, Mammalia, Artiodactyla, Delphinidae. Gene Ontology annotation, biological process: negative regulation of transcription by RNA polymerase II. Gene Ontology annotation, molecular function: promoter-specific chromatin binding.